Messenger RNA from Penicillium soppii, 549 nucleotides. RefSeq lists its product as uncharacterized. The transcript is spliced from 3 exons. The record is from RefSeq and is a predicted model, not a curated record. Lineage: Eukaryota; Fungi; Ascomycota; Eurotiomycetes; Eurotiales; Aspergillaceae. Bases 1 to 549 code for a protein of 182 amino acids.
AUGCUCUCCAAGACUCUAUUCAUUUUGGCCUCGGCCACACUAGCCACCUGCCAAUUCGACCCAACAUCGGUCCCUUACGCUACACGAGAGGCAUGGUGCAACUCCCAAACAUCUGCCUGUCCCCUCCUCUGUCUCCAAAUCCCAGGAGCAUCUGGAACACCAACAUCAAACACCUGCUCAGCCGCAACACUCAACUACUAUUGUCUAUGCAGUAAUGGCGCAACUCCUAACGCAACUGAAUAUUCCCAAACAAUCCCCUACUACACAUGCACGGAAGCCAAUAACCAAUGCGUGCUCAAAUGCAAUGGUGAUUCAACAUGUCAGGCGGCUUGCCGUACUGAUAACCCCUGCGGAGCUCAGGACCCUAAGCGCGUCAAUGUGACUACAACCUCGGCCUCGGCCUCUACUGCUACGGCUUCUCCAACGGAAACGCCGGUUAAUACCGAUUCUACCGGUGCGGCGUCGAGGAUGAACCUUGAUAUGGGUCAUGUUUAUGGGCUUUGUGUUGUUGUUGGCGGGUUUGUUGCUGGGUUUGCUACUCUUUUGUAG